AUGCCUGAUCCGAUCCCCGUCCCAGAAGGCUAUGUGGGGAACCUCACCCCAGUCCAACAAGAAAAGCUACAGCAGUUCUGGAAAUGCAUUCAGCAAUCAUGGGAUCCCUCAUUAUCGAGUACAGACGACACGACCUCAGUAGCGAAUUCGAGUACAAACGCUGGACGUCGACGAUUCUUCUCUUUCAGUCGCGCAACAACUGAACCAACCAAUGAAGAACUAUCUACAAUCCCAUCGAAUCUGCUCUCGUCACUGAAACGUCUAGGCGCAGGCGCAAACGAGCUCCGGGCAGUCGAAUCCCUGCUUACCCAGCUUCCCGGUGACAAAAUCCGCACCGCAUUCUUGUCAAUACUCAAACAAGACCAUCCCGACGCAUUAUGUCUACGAUUCCUACGCGCAGAAAAAUGGGACGUCCCCAAAGCCUGGAUCAAGUUCGUACGCACACUUAACUGGCGUAUGAAUGAGUUCAAGGUCGACGAGGCGCUGGCCAAAGGAGAAGAACACGCAUUUAUUAAUUCCAAAUUGGAGGGAGAUUCCAUCGCGAAGAAAAAUGGUGAGGGAUUCUUAUUACAGGCGUAUACGGGCAAAGGACAUCUGCACGGAGUCGAUCUCGACGGUCGUCCUAUUUGUAUUGUCCGGGUGCGGACUCACCAGCCGGGCGCUCAGACGACUGAGGGGCUGAAUGAUUAUAUCAUUCAUUUAAUUGAGCUCGUGAGGCUACUAAUGGUUCCUCCUGUGGAGUCGAUGGCUAUUGUCUUUGAUUUGAGUUCGUUUUCUAUCUCAAACUGGGAACUGGCUCCCGUAAAAUUCAUCAUUGAUUCCUUUCAGGAAUAUUAUCCUGAAUCGUUGGGCGCUAUGAUUUUCUAUAAUGCCCCUUGGAUCUUUUCCGGAUUCUGGAAAAUCAUCAAUGGUCUCCUUGACCCGGUGGUCGCUUCGAAAGUUCAUUUUGUCACUGGUACCAGAGAGCUGGAGACUCUCGUUCCUGCAGAACAUAUUAUCAAAGAGCUUGGAGGCCCCGAAGACUGGGAAGUCAAAUACAUCGAGCCCAGGCCUAAUGAAAAUGAGAGGCUCCGUGAUACGGCGACUCGAGAUACGAUCCUUCAGGAAAGAAAGGAGCUUGGUGAUGAUUUGUUCCGUAUGAAUGCGGAGUGGAUCACGGGUUCUCAGGAUGAUUCCUUGGACAACCGUCGUGAUGCUGUGAUCAAGCAGUUGUCGGAUAAUUAUUGGCGACUUGAUCCCUAUGUGCGGGCUCGUAGUCUUUCGGAUCGCACUGGGGUUAUUCAAGACGGAGGGAAAAUUGAUUUUUACCCUGAACCAACCGCUGUGCCAGAGGUUGUGGUUGCAAGUGAGGUUGAAGAGAAGGUGGUGGUUGGGGAGACUAAUGGUAUACAGAUGGCUGCUGUAGAAGCUUGA
Messenger RNA from Penicillium longicatenatum, 1413 nucleotides. Its product is annotated as CRAL-TRIO domain-containing protein. Bases 1 to 1413 code for a protein of 470 amino acids. NCBI's taxonomy places the organism in Eukaryota, Fungi, Ascomycota, Eurotiomycetes, Eurotiales, Aspergillaceae. The record is from RefSeq and is a predicted model, not a curated record. The transcript has 4 exons.